Molecule: messenger RNA, 1239 nt
Organism: Chenopodium quinoa (quinoa)
Lineage: Eukaryota; Viridiplantae; Streptophyta; Magnoliopsida; Caryophyllales; Amaranthaceae
Exons: 1
Coding region: 1-1239 (412 amino acids)
Source: RefSeq, a predicted model, not a curated record
AUGUGUCAUGGGGAAGGGUUUCCGGGAGUUUCUGAAGGGCCGUCAAAUGAAUACCGUGAAAUGGUUUUCGAUGCUUUUGGUCAUAAUGAAGAUCAAGGGCAUUCUGAAGAGGCAGAGGAGGAGCCUAAUGCACAAGCUAAGAAUUUCUUGGAUUUGUUAAAAGCUUUCGAACAACCAUUAUAUGAAGGGAGUUCAUUGUCUGUCUUAGAGAUGGCUGCCCGAAUUACUAGUCUUAAGUGCGAGUAUAAUUUUCCCCAUACAUGUGUUGAUGGGUUUGAUUCUUUGGUCAAUGAGGCUAUUCCUAACAACAACCAUAUGGCCGAUACAUUCUAUGAGGUGAAGAAGAUUGUAAAGGGGUUGGAGUUGCCUCAUGAAAAGAUUCAUGCAUGCCCGAAAGGAUGUAUGCUAUUUUGGAAGGAUGAUGUUCAGCUAUCUACAUGUCGGGUGUGUGGUAGCGACCGAUACAAGAAGACUUCCAAAGGUAGCUUAGUGCCUUUGAAUGUUUUAAUUUACUUUCCGAUCACACCGAGAUUGCAAAGGCUCUAUGCAACCAAGAACAUUUCGGAGGAAAUGACAUGGCAUUCGAAAAAUCCUCGAGUUCAAGGCACAAUGGCUCACCCUAGUGAUAGUGAAGCUUGGAAACACCUCGACAAUUUCUUCCCAGAAUUUUCCAAUGAGCCUCGUAAUGUUCGACUUGGCUUGUGUACAAAUGGUUUUGCUCCUCAUGGUAAGUUUGGGGGACAAUAUUCUUGUUGGCCUGUCAUAUUGACCCCUUAUAACUUGCCUCCCUCAAUGUGUAUGAAAAGACAAUUCAUGUUUCUUUCAUUGCUCGUUCCUGGUCCUAAGAACCCUAAGGGCAAUUUGGAUGUGCAUAUGCAACCGUUGGUAGAAGAGUUGAAGCAUUUAUGGGAAGUUGGUGCAAAUACUUAUGACAUUUCAAGGAAACAAAAUUUUAAUCUUCGAGCAGCCAUCCUGUUGACCAUUAGUGACUUCCCAGCUUACGGUAUGUUGUCUGGUUGGACCACAGCGGGUAAGAAGGCUUGUCCUUAUUGUAUGGAUAAAAGCAAAGCAUUUUGGCUUCAACAUGGUGGCAAAGUUUAUUGGUUUGAUUGCCAUCGCCAAUUCCUUCCAACAGAUCACCCUUUUCGAGAAAGCAAAACUGCAUUUUGUAACAACAAAGUUGAAAAAGGUUCACCGCCACACAUCAUGUCAGGUGAGGAAUUGUGGGAAUGUGUGUGA